Messenger RNA from Exophiala xenobiotica, 2115 nucleotides. RefSeq lists its product as uncharacterized. The record is from RefSeq and is a predicted model, not a curated record. The transcript has a single exon. Bases 1 to 2115 code for a protein of 704 amino acids. Lineage: Eukaryota; Fungi; Ascomycota; Eurotiomycetes; Chaetothyriales; Herpotrichiellaceae.
AUGCUUCAGUCUGUCUGGGCCUUCCCAACCACGAAACGACAAGCAGUCGGCCAGACUCCUUUGAUAAGCUCGUCCGAGGUAUGGGCGUCUGUUGUGGCAAAUGUGACCCCUCUCAUGGCCCUUGUUGGGGAGAGGCAUGCUAAGGAAUACCUACGGACCAUGUCGGGAAAACGGCAGCUAUUGAAUCUGGCAGUGGCACCACUGGGCAUCCUCUCCAUCCUUGUCAGUGCAGUCAGGCUCUGCGGCUUUCCUUACCUUCGCCGGCUGAUUGGCCGUGAAGGCGAAAAGAGAAACGAGGCCAUGGUCGAGCUGACACCGGUCAGCAUGUCUCAAGCAACGCCAGUCUAUGUGGAUGGGCGGAUCGAGAUCGAACCCAACGUUGUCAAGGAUGCCGCAUUCAUUUGCUGUCAUCGUCGGCUUAGGGAAGAUGCCCCCUCGGCGUUGAGGGCUUUUCGAUCACUCUGGCUUCGUCGAAAGGAGCAUCAUGGCGAUCAAGACCAUGAAAUUGUGCUGUCACUGCGCAGACUCGACGAUCUAUCCUUAAAAGAAACAGCCACCUUGAUCGAAAAUCUGGAGGAUGCUGGAAAAGAUGGUUUCUCGAACCAACAUGUUGCAAUGGACGCCACAAUCUCAUUCCGGACAACCGGUGUAUCUCCUGCAGCAACCCUAGCAUCUAGCAGGACAUCAAUGAGCCGCUUGAUGGACAUGUUGGUUGCCACAGGCCUGACAGCUGCAAUCAUUGGUAUCCAGAUCGCCGGCUACGCUUCCAACAAUACAAACGGUACUGACAUCCAAGGCCUGAUAAUGGGGCUUGUAGGCUAUUCAGGCGUCGUUACAUCCACAGUGGCACUCCUUCUGUUAAUCCAAUCAGAAGUCGUACUGCAAACUGAGCCGCUUCCGGCGCUCUUUCGUGAUGGGCAGUGGACGGUCAGCAAUGCCACCCAUUCAAAGUGGCGAUGCAUUGAGCCGUUGAAAGUGGAUGGAAUUGUGUCUGCUUUGCCGGCAAGACAUGCUCCUCAGGAUUCUCGUGCGCGAGAUGUCAAGGUGGCUGUAUGUGGGCUUGGUCUCGUAGGCUGCUAUGUGAUCUACUACCUAGGUAUUAGAGUCGCUCCUUGGUGGGUGGCACUGAACAACAUGGUGGUCCUGUGGCUGGCAGCAGCCUACAGAGCGUUCACAACGCAGAGCACAUACCAAGAAAGCGAGACACAAACUGCAGAAAGCUGGACAGCAAUCCCAGGCAACACGGUCUCGGACACGGUUGACCAAACACUUUGCUCCUCGGAGGUCCGCCCCUCCGGGGAUUGUCUUCUGAUGUUUUCGAGUCCAAUCCGCAUCAGUCCCAUGUCCUGGUCAUCAGCCCAAGAUGUUCUAAAGGUAAGUAUCGAGCUCACACACCAGAAGAGCCUCAGUUGUGGCUGGAAAUCUCCAAGCGAAGUCGUGAAUAGUAAGACAUGGGGAUUCAUUGUUCGCUUCAACCUUGUCGUCUACAUUCCAGGUUACAUCUUCCGGUGUGAAGAUUCGACUGAUCUUGCGGUCGAACUUCAUUUCACCUUUGACCACCUCACAUGGACUGUCCUGAAACUCUUGCACACAUGUCUGGACCAGAGCGGCUCAUUAUCGACGUACACGAGUCCUACGGAUCGUCGAGAAAAAGUCUUGGCUACGUUGGAUGGUGAAGAUGUUGCAGUCAGCUAUCCUGCCGAGCCCAAAACAUUACGGGCAUUCUUGAAACCUUUCAGCAGCCGAUCGUUGGAUCAGGCCCUGCUGCUCCCAGCAAUCCAGGUGUGCUCCAUUUAUGAACGAUUCUACUACACUUCAUCCAAGUCCACAGGGAUGCAGACAUUACAGGCUCGUCACGUUGACCAACUGGGUUUGAGUGCCUCUCCGGCCCAACUCAAAGGCCUACAAGAGGAGCUUGAAGAACAAGGUGUCUGGAACUCGUUCAUGGCCCCACUGAGUGAGCUGGGCCCGAAGCCCAAGAGGAUCGUGAUGAAAGCGCCAGAGGAUCACUACUCUCAAAGCAACCGGCUCUGGGCUGAUCUGACAGGUGCAAUUGAUGGCGAAGAAAGAGCCGAGGGUGCGACGGCAGGAGCAGUUGAGGGGUCUGGCUCAUAG